AUUAUUAAUGAUUUGGAGUAUAUUUCUGAUAGCUGGAAUUUUUUCCCUCGAGUAUUGCCUAUUCAUAUUCACAUUCAUAUUCAAGUUCCUAUACUUUGACCAUUUAUUGGCAUUGACUCAGUGAGAGAGUAAGACUGAUGGCUUUGUAAUUACCUCACUUUAAAUCUAAUUCACCAAAAAAAUCGGGACAUCACUUGUUCUCUUUGAAAACAAAGAACAAAUAGCAACGAUAUGUAUACCUAGUUUGCCAAAAAUAAAGAUUCAGUGUAAGGGAGAGGAAAGUUAAUGUAGGUUGUAUCCAUAGCCCUAGGUUUUAAUGCUUAAUAGAUUUAAUUAAAACAAAAAGUUGUCUUGUAGUUUAUAUUUAAUUUCUUAAUUGUCUUCAGCAUCUGCUACAAAAUGUCAAUAAUUUCUUGUAAUAGUAAAGAGCUAAAACUUUGAAUGAUUAGGAAUUAAGUUGGCUGGUUUUAAUGAGUUAAUUGAAUUGAAGCUUGUCAUUGAAAGCUAUUCAGGAAAUAUUAAAUAAUUAGCAUAGGAUCUUUUGGUUAUCUGCAUCAGAACAUGUACACAUAUAAUGGUAAAUAGUAAAUGAUAAAUAAUUUGGCUGAUGUCUGAAAAGGUUGAGUCCAAAACCCUAAUCCAGGGGAGAGUCUUGGCAUUUUGGGUGAUGGGGACUAUGGCCUCAAUUAACUCUGAAAUCUUGGUCUUUGGAUGACUGGGAGUUAGUUUAUUGCUUAUGUGAUAGGUAUCAGUAUAUGUAUGAGAUCUAAUUGAUAAUUUCUACAUAAACAAUUUAUAUUAGUGUUUCUUGAAAGUGAACAAAUGGAAUAGAAAUAGUUAAGAAAAGUAGGAAACUCCCACAUCUUUGUACAAUGAGGAGAUCUGGUUCAUGUAGAUAAGGUUAAAAAAAAAACCAGAAGCAUUCUACAUGUGAAGACUUGGUGAAUGGUCUUUUCCACCUCUUGUCUCUUAUGAUCUUGUGCCCUAAUAGGAAUUGAACAGUUGUCCAAUAUAAUUGGCCCUUACAGCUUUAGUUGUAUUGGGCAGCCAUUUCAAAGAAAGACUUGUUGCUGUGGAGAUUAUGAAUAUUCUUAAGUGACCUUCUGAUCUGGAGAUGGAUCCCCUAGAGAAAAUAGCCCUUUCAUUAACAAUACUGACAUGGAAAGAGAGAAUAACUAUGAAGGGAAGAACAUGGCUUUAUUUGAGGAAGAAAUGGACAGCAAUCCCAUGGUAUCUUCACUUCUUAAUAAACUAGCAAAUUAUACCAAUCUGAGUCAGGGUGUGGUCGAACAUGAGGAGGAUGAAGAUAGCAAAAGAAAAGAAAUUAAGGCUCCACGAAUGGGAACCUUCAUUGGUGUAUACUUGCCCUGCCUGCAGAACAUCCUUGGAGUCAUUCUCUUUCUGCGUUUGACAUGGAUUGUAGGCACAGCAGGAAUCCUCGAGUCCCUCAUCAUUGUGUCCAUGUGCUGUACUUGUACGAUGCUGACAGCAAUAUCUAUGAGCGCCAUAGCAACAAAUGGUGUAGUUCCAGCUGGAGGGUCAUACUACAUGAUCUCACGGUCCUUGGGUCCUGAAUUUGGAGGGGCAGUUGGACUUUGCUUCUAUCUGGGGACCACUUUUGCAGGAGCUAUGUAUAUUUUAGGAACAAUUGAAAUUUUUUUGACUUAUAUUUCUCCAAGUGCUGCCAUAUUCCAUUCGGAAGAUGUUGAAGGAGAAAAUGGAGCCAUGCUCAACAACAUGCGAGUUUACGGGACAUGCACACUUGCCCUGAUGGCCAUGGUGGUGUUUGUAGGCGUGAAAUAUGUCAAUAAGCUUGCCUUGGUAUUUCUGGCCUGUGUGAUCCUCUCCAUUCUUGCCAUUUAUGCUGGUGUCAUCAAGACCGCUUUUGAUCCCCCGAACAUUCCGAUUUGUCUUCUUGGGAAUCGCACGUUAUCGAAACGCGACUUUGAUGUCUGUGCUAAAGUCCAACACAUAAAUUAUGAAACGGUGACAACACCUCUCUGGGGGCUCUUCUGCAACAGCUCUAAUCUUAAUGCCACAUGUGAUGAAUACUUUUCCCAAAACAAUGUGACUGAAAUUCAGGGAAUUCCAGGGAUUGCCAGUGGUGUCAUACGGGAAAAUCUGUGGAGUACUUAUGCAGAAAAGGGGGCGUAUGUAGAAAAGCAAGGCAUACUUUCAUCCUCUGUGUCAGAGGAAACAAAAACUAGCAGCCUACCUUAUGUAUUGACGGACAUCAUGACCUACUUUACGAUGUUAGUAGGAAUUUAUUUCCCAUCUGUGACAGGUAUUAUGGCAGGUUCAAAUCGAUCUGGUGAUCUAAGGGAUGCUCAGAAAUCCAUCCCUACUGGAACAAUUUUGGCAAUUGUGACCACAUCUUUUAUCUAUUUGUCCUGCAUUGUCCUUUUUGGAGCUUGUAUAGAAGGUGUUAUCUUGAGAGAUAAGUUUGGAGAGGCCCUGAAUGGAAAACUUGUGAUUGGUAUGCUGGCCUGGCCAUCACCCUGGGUCAUUGUCAUUGGUUCCUUCUUCUCUACAUGUGGGGCUGGCCUACAGAGCUUAACAGGUGCACCUAGGCUCCUGCAGGCUAUUGCAAGAGAUGGAAUUGUACCUUUCCUUCAGGUGUUUGGUCAUGGAAAAGCCAAUGGGGAGCCCACAUGGGCCUUGCUCCUUACUGCUCUCAUCUGUGAAAUAGGAAUCCUAAUUGCUUCUUUGGACAGCGUGGCUCCAAUUCUUUCAAUGUUUUUCCUCAUGUGCUACAUGUUUGUGAAUUUGGCUUGUGCUCUACAAACUCUUCUGCGCACCCCAAACUGGCGUCCUCGUUUCAAAUAUUAUCAUUGGACUCUUUCCUUUCUUGGGAUGAGCUUAUGUCUUGCUUUGAUGUUCAUUUGUUCUUGGUAUUAUGCUUUGUUUGCCAUGCUUAUUGCAGGCUGUAUUUAUAAGUACAUUGAAUACAGAGGAGCCGAGAAAGAAUGGGGUGAUGGAAUAAGAGGUUUAUCUUUGAAUGCAGCUCGUUAUGCAUUGCUACGGGUAGAACAUGGCCCUCCUCACACUAAAAACUGGAGACCUCAAGUUCUGGUGAUGCUGAAUUUGGAUUCAGAGCAGUGUGUAAAGCAUCCAAGGUUACUCUCAUUUACUACCCAAUUGAAGGCUGGAAAAGGCUUAACAAUUGUUGGCUCUGUCCUGGAAGGAACAUACUUGGAUAAACACCACGAAGCCCAGAGAGCUGAAGAGAACAUCCGUUCCUUGAUGUCCGUAGAAAAGACCAAAGGGUUCUGCCAGUUGGUGGUCUCUUCCACCUUGAGAGAUGGGAUGUCCCACUUGAUUCAAUCUGCUGGUUUGGGUGGGAUGAAGCACAACACCGUACUUAUGGCAUGGCCAUCGUCAUGGAAGCUCUCAGAUAACCCCUUCUCGUGGAAGAAUUUUGUUGAUACUGUCCGAGACACAACUGCAGCACAGCAAGCUUUGUUGGUGGCUAAAAAUAUCGACACAUUCCCACAAAACCAGGAGCGCUUUAGGGAAGGGAACAUCGAUGUGUGGUGGAUUGUUCAUGAUGGCGGCAUGCUAAUGCUUCUGCCGUUUCUGCUUCGCCAGCACAAGGUAUGGAGAAAGUGCAGAAUGCGUAUCUUUACUGUAGCUCAAAUGGAUGACAACAGCAUUCAAAUGAAGAAAGAUCUUCAGAUGUUUUUGUAUCAUUUGCGAAUCAGUGCUGAGGUCGAGGUGGUUGAAAUGGUUGAAAAUGAUAUUUCAGCUUUUACUUAUGAAAAAACAUUAAUGAUGGAGCAGAGAUCCCAGAUGUUGACGCAGAUGCAGCUUUCUAAGAAUGAAAGAGAAAGAGAGGCUCAGUUGAUACAUGACAGAAACACUGCAGCAGUGGCGAGGACAAAAGCAGCCGCUGCACCUGAGAAAGUUCAGAUGACAUGGACUAAGGAAAAGCUCACCUCUGAAAAACAUAAAAACAAAGACACAUAUGUAGCUGGAUUCAGGGACAUUUUCACUUUGAAACCAGAAUGGGGAAAUCUAAACCAGUCCAACGUCAGGAGGAUGCAUACAGCAGUGAAGCUUAAUGGGGUGGUCCUCAGCAAAUCCCAGGAUGCCCAGCUGGUCUUAUUGAAUAUGCCUGGUCCCCCCAAAAAUCGACAAGGAGAUGAAAACUAUAUGGAAUUCCUAGAAGUCUUGACAGAAGGACUAAACCGAGUGCUUUUGGUGAGAGGUGGAGGUCGGGAGGUGAUCACCAUCUACUCCUAAUGCUGCUGGUGACCAUCCAGAGCUUUAUUUAGAACAUGGUGGCACUGAAUAUCUAGGUGGAUAGAAACACUGGACAAGCAGGUUUUGAAUUUCUGGAAGUUGAGAUGUUCCUGUGUACUUGAAAUGAUUUGCCAGCUUGAUCUGCUGAUCCAUGAUAAUGCUUUUUUUUUAAAAAACAAAAAGAAGUGAUCGUUUUUUUUUUUUUUUUUUUAAACCUAGGGCAAAAUUCUUAUUAUUACUGAAGAAACCUUGUCUGCACUGUUAAAUAAAAGACUGGGGGGAGGGGUUGGGGAUAGGAAGCUGAAGUAUGAGAGAAGUGUGUGUGUGUGUGUGUGUGUGUGUGUGUGUGUGAGAGAGAGAGAGAGAGAGAGAAUUUCAAAAGCACCCCCUCCUUUCUGCACACUUUCCUCUCUCUCUCCCACCCUCCAUUUAUUUGUAGUAUCUGGAAUAUUAAUAAUUGUGUUCUCACUACUUUAUUGUACUAUGUAUUGGGGAUAAAACUGAUAUCUCUUUUAAAAAAAAAAUCCUAAAUUUUGUUUUGCUUUUUAACUGGUACCAGCAAAAUCCGAGUUUAUUCAGUGACAAACUGAAAUUGGCUAAAACUGAUAUUUUACAAUUCUGGAUUCAGACUUUUCUUGGGAUGUGCCUCUUAACAGUCUUUCUAACCAUUAUGUUUUAGCUUUACUAGCUCUAGAAUAUGGAUUUAUAUGAAGUCCACUUUUGUUCUUGAAGUUUAUUUUCUGGGUGAUCUCAGAAGUACAUUUUAUAAAGAAGUAAACUGGCUACUUUUCUAAAGUCAAGUCUUUCUCCCCACCCCCUAUCCUUUUCCCUCAAAUAUAAUCAUUUGAUCAGUCAUUUUAGUGUUUUAAUGUGCAUAAAGAGAUGUUUCCAUUGCUGGCCCUGGAGAGGGCAAGUUUUGUGUAGGGGAUGAGGGUGGUACCCUUUCCAUAACAAUAAGCCCAUGGUCAGACAUCUGCUUUUGGUCCAUGGAGGGCAGACAAUUUAACUCCAGUUGUCUUGAAAGAGCAACCACUGUUACUGAGACUUUUAAAAAUAAAGAUAUUUCAUUUAUGUCUUUAUAAAUUGUAUGAUAAUCCAGGUUUUAUAUUUUACAAAACAACCCAAACUAAUUCUUAUAUUCUGUGAUAUCCUGUUUCUACUUUUUUUAAUGACUCAUAUUACUGUUGAUACCUUUAUUCUCUCCCCAACUAUUGCAUUCUUUGUGUUCACUUUUCUGAUUUGUAAAUAAUCUUUGGUCUUUGACUAAGCAUUGACACUGGCUAGCUCUAGCCCACAUCUUGGAAAUUUUGCCAAUGUCUUAAAUACUCAAAAAGUAAGCAACUUCAUAGAAAGAAGUAUCCUGAACAUCAAAAGUGCAAUAUGCUUUUUUGAGACUCCCAAGUAGAACUUUAAAUGGCAAAGGUUAUUUAAAGCUGUGGGCAUACCAACAUUUUCAGUAUCAGAUAUGCACAUAUCAUUUUGCCACUAGUAUAAGUGUGCAUUCUGUUCAUCAUCAGAACUAAGAAUCAUUUUGGGAGAGUCUGGGAUGGAGAGAGACCUCUUGUAUUUUGAAAAAAAUGAAUGGCAACCUUUAAGAAAUCAUUAGUCUUGUAUUUGAGCCAACAUGCUGGCACUGGGUUUUUUGGUCAUCAUGGUUGCUUUUGGAUGGGUUUUUUGUUUUGUUUUUGCUUAAAAUCUCCUAUCUAUUAUUGUUCUUUUAGGAUAUCUCCCUAAUGUCUCUUGUUAGCACAUGACUACAGCAGUAUCCCAAAAGAAACAAUUUUAAUAUAUCUCUUCAGUGGUCUGGACAGGCUGAUUUUGUUUUUGUUUUUUUUUUCACAUGGAUGCUUGAUUAUUGCACUUUAUCUCCUGGUUUUUCCAUUAUCUAAUCUGUAGGGUGUUUUAUUAUUGUGGGGGGGAGGGCAUGGAUUUUUGGUAUUUGUGGCUUAUUUAUUUAUUUAUACAUGCCAAGUGACAUUUUAAUGAAUAGAUUGGCUGCAUAAAGAGAAUCCCAAAAGGGCAGUGUUUCCAUGAUCAGAAGAGAGGAAAGGAUUGAGAUGGCCAAGUCUUUUGUUUAUUUCCAGGAGAGGGGGGAUACAAGGGUCUUCCUUUUCAGCCCAUUGGAAGUCUACAAGUUCCAGGUCACUAAUGAGCACAGAAAAUCAGCGCUGGAUCCUUCAUUGAGUGGGGUUUCUUUCAUUCCCACUUUCUCAUCCCUCUGCACAAGUGCACAUCUUUGAGCAUGAAGGAAUUAACAGACGCCCUGGGAAUCCAGCUGAAUAGGAAGCCAAAUCUCCAAAAUCUUACCCUCAGCUGGGUGGAAAAACCAUCGAACGUGUAAUGUGUGCCAAAAUGAUGUUUUAGCAAAGAGUUGAUCUUUCUCUUAUCUUUGUAUGUUCAGAGAUGAUGUCUAGCAAUAAUCACAAUUAUGCCAUACUCCUGCUCUUAAAGGAGUGUGUGCAUGUGCGUGUGUGUGCAUGUGCAUGUGUGUGACCAUUGUUAAAGGAGGUCUGCCUGCUGAGAAAUCAUAAGGACACACAGGGGUGAUCAAAGAGAAGGUAUUAUAGGGUAAAUGGCUUCUUGCUUUGCCCAGUUUUACUUUAAAGUAGCUUAUGUAAUGGGGCACACUUCAUACGUGGUGCUAAAAUCCAGGUCAUCUUGGGAUGGUUGAAGAUAGUUUCUUGACACCAAUGUUCUUUGUACAAAACCAUGCAUAUAUUCACCAGAUGUUGAUGUGUCCACAGUUCGUCCUUGGUUGUUCUGCAGUAUUUUGUUCAUUUAAACAAGUGUAUCUUUUCUACUUGGUAACCAUUUUUGUAACCAGUUAAGUGCAGCCAUUUAGAGAUGAUUUAAUGUUUGCUUUUGACGUUUUCUUGUCUUUGUAUGAUUCUCUUUAGAAAAAAAUAAAAUGGGAUGAAAUCUGUUUAAAAAGA
Molecule: messenger RNA, 7175 nt
Organism: Sarcophilus harrisii (Tasmanian devil)
Lineage: Eukaryota; Metazoa; Chordata; Mammalia; Dasyuromorphia; Dasyuridae
Gene: SLC12A7
Product: solute carrier family 12 member 7
Exons: 26
Coding region: 1159-4242 (1027 amino acids)
Biological process (GO): cell volume homeostasis; chemical synaptic transmission; potassium ion homeostasis
Cellular component (GO): membrane
Molecular function (GO): potassium:chloride symporter activity
Source: RefSeq, a predicted model, not a curated record